UUCUUCCUCCCAUCACCAUUCAUUCAUCUUCAACGUCAAAAAAAAAGCUGAACAAAUUCUUAAAACGCAGAAAAAUUAAAUUAAAUUAAACUGAAAAAUGGGUAUCUGUUCAUCAUGUGAAUCGACUUCAGUAGCAACGGCAAAGCUAAUAUUACCCGACGGAAGAUUAGAGGAAUUCUCAUACCCAGUUAAAGCUUCGUAUAUUCUGUUAAAAGAUCCGAAUGUGUUUAUCUGUAAUUCAGAAGAGAUGGAUUUCGACGGCGUUGUUGCGGCGGUUCGUGCGGAGGAGGAGCUUCAGCCUGGGCAGCUUUACUUUGCUUUACCGUUGAAGAGACUUAGCCGUCCUCUUACGGCGGAGGAAAUGGCGGCCUUAGCUGUGAAAGCGAACGCCGCCUUGUUGAAAAGCCGGGCCGGGGAGAAGAAGUGUGGGUGUAAGAAAAGAGGAGGGUUUUUCGGCGGCGGCGGCGGUGGUGGUGAGAAAGAGGAGAGGUCGUCUGCUAAGGUGGCGGAUGUGGGGUCCGCCGCUGGCCGGAGAAUGAGGAAUAUCGGAAAUCAGAAUCGGAGAAAGAUGGUUGUGGGUAAUUUAAGCGCAAUUCCUGAGUAAAAUGGGAAUGUGAUUUUAGAAACAAAAUUAGGAGUAGUUUUGUGUAUAAUUAGAGAUUUAUUAGACCACAAUUUUGUCCAUUAAUGGAUUUAAUAUUAGUGAUAAUUAUUACUCAAAAUCUUUUGGA
This is a messenger RNA of Spinacia oleracea (spinach), 731 nucleotides long. RefSeq lists its product as uncharacterized. Lineage: Eukaryota; Viridiplantae; Streptophyta; Magnoliopsida; Caryophyllales; Amaranthaceae. Bases 98 to 604 code for a protein of 168 amino acids. The transcript has a single exon. The record is from RefSeq and is a predicted model, not a curated record.